AUGAUGAUGAGAUAUCGCCAACAUCAGAAGGUAAAAAUCAAAGCCGAAGCUGGAGAUGAUCUGGACAGCGAAAGCAAACCAGCCGGCGAUUAUGAUGACGACCAUGGGCCUAAUAUAGGACUAUGUUUCGAGGCUGAUCUGAUGGAAUCAGCGAGUGAUGUUGAAUAUUAUUGCAUUGAAAUGCAUCGAGACAGUCCCCCAUUAGCAAAAAGUGCCAAGUUGCCUUUCCAAGGAAGAAUGGCUGAGGAGCUGAACGGGAAGGAUGAACGGAUACAGGCGAAAUAUGUGAGAGAGCAGCCGAGGCAAGUGGAAUCUAUUAGGCUUGCCCAGAGAUUUUUUCGAACGUGUGUAAGACAAUGUCUAAUGGAAAUGCGUCUCAGAAAUUAUCAUGCAUAUGGCAGUAAGACGAUUCGGAUCAAGAUUGCUUACGGGUGA
Messenger RNA from Sphaeroforma arctica JP610, 435 nucleotides. RefSeq lists its product as hypothetical. Lineage: Eukaryota; Ichthyosporea; Ichthyophonida. Bases 1 to 435 code for a protein of 144 amino acids. The record is from RefSeq and is a predicted model, not a curated record. The transcript has a single exon.